Messenger RNA from Monoraphidium neglectum, 2643 nucleotides. RefSeq lists its product as hypothetical. The transcript is spliced from 5 exons. Gene Ontology annotation, molecular function: protein binding. The record is from RefSeq and is a predicted model, not a curated record. The coding region runs from base 1 to 2643 and encodes 880 amino acids. NCBI's taxonomy places the organism in Eukaryota, Viridiplantae, Chlorophyta, Chlorophyceae, Sphaeropleales, Selenastraceae.
AUGAACGCUGCCGCCGGCCGCGGCGCCGGCGGCGGCGGUCCCAUGGUGCGCCUCCUGCUCCUGGCCGGCGCGGACUGCAACGCGGCCAACCAGUACGGCCUGACCGCCCUGCAUUACGCCGCGCGGCGCUUCUCGCGCGACGCGGUUGUGGCGCUGCUGGAGGCCGGUGCGCGCCCCGACAUCGCUGCCGCGGGCGCCGGCGGCCGCACGCCCCUGGCCAUGCUCGCCACCAGCUGUGCUGACCCGUCAGUGGCGGACGCGGUGGCGAUCGUGUGGGCGCUGCGCGACGCAGGCGCGCGCCUGGGGGCCGCAGAAGCGCCCGGCGGCGGCGGCGCCGAAGGGGCGGCCGAGGGGCAGGCCGGUGUGGCCGGGGCGCCCCUGCGCCUGGCGUUUGGGCCUGACGGCUGCGCGGCCGCAGCCGUCGCGCUGCGCCGCGCCGCGGAGGACGCCGGCGAGCCGCUGCCCGCGCGCGCAGACGGCGCGCUGGCGGCGCGGCUGCUGCGGCUGCUGGAGCGCCAGCGUGCGCGCCGGCGCGCGGCAGAGGAGAGCGUCUCGCCCGGCCAGCUGGGCGCCGCUCGCUUGUUGCUGCUAAGCGCAGCGGGCAAAGUGGCGAUGCCAGAAGGGGCGAUCGCUGCUGGCGCGCCUUCCGUGCACCACCUGGACCAGCAGCAGGUGGCCGGAAGCUGGGCCUCUGAUGCCGCCGACGCACCAGCCCGCAUGCGCCGCAUCGCCUCGGCCCCCGCGCUCCGCGCCGCAUGCGCGAGCAGUGCGGCCGCCGCCCCCCCGCGCCGUGCAUGUGCAUGCGCGACGGCGGCGGCCGGCGCGCAGCCUUGCAGCUGCCUUGAGGGCGGGCUCGAGGUGUACGUCGUGUCCCGCGCCUUCACCGAGUUUGCGGGGCCGCUGGUGAAGAAGAUGAGCCCGGAGAUGCGGCUGUCCCUGGUGGACCUGGGGCUCUGCCAUUACAUGACGGUGUUCAGGACGCCGGAGGGCAAGUACGUCCAGUUCGAUUUCGGGCCGCACGGCGGGGACGUUGAAAAGGUCAACGGCCCCGUCGGCGCCUGGCUGCGGCGGGCGCGGCAGCAGCAGCAGCAGCAGCAGCAGCAGCGGCAGCAGCAGGCCGGCGGCGGCGGCAUGCGGCAGAGCCCGAGCGCGCCUGCGCUGGAGCUGUGCGCGGCGCUGGCAGCGGCGGAGGGGGGCCGCGGCGAUGGGUGCUGCGGCGCGGGCGACCUGGACGACUGCAGGCCCAAGUCCAGCGGCGAGAUCCGGGAGCGCGUUUUGGACGGCCUGCCUGCUGCGCACAUGUACGUGGGCCGCACCAACCUGAGCCUCGAUGAUGUAAGGCUGUACAACAGCGGGCGCGCCAAGCAGUACCGCCUGCACGAGAACGACUGCAGGCACUACGUGAACCAGCUGGUGCAGUACGCCACCGGCAUGGAGCACUCCACGCAGCACCUCAAGCGCCACCACUUUAAGUCGCGCCUCGCGACCAGCCCCUGGCUGCUGCACAGCUGGCUCGUCGAGGCCGGCCAGUUCGCGACCGACAUCGGCAACUGGUCGCGCCUGCAGGCCGGCGGCGCCGCCGCCCUGCUGGCGAUGACGGGGCGCGUGACGGUGGCGCACCUGAGAGCGAUCGCGGCUAUCGCGCACGCGAAGGGCGUGGCAGUCGGCGGCGCCGCGGCGGCCGCGGCUGCCGCGGCGGGCGGCGGGAGCGGCGCGUUUGGCGGGUUUGGUGCGUUUGCGUCACUGAUGCUGGCGCCGACGGCGGUUGUGUCGGCGGGGCUGCGGCGGCCGCUGGCCGGCGGGGCGGUGGCUGCCGCGGGUGCGGGCGUCGUUGCCAUGGGCGGUGCGGCAGCGGACAGCGGCGCCGCUGGCCGGCAGGCGGGGCUUGCUUUGCGUGGCGGCGGCGGCAGCGCGAUGGCACGCAUGCGGGAUCAGGUGGGUCGCGGCCUGGUGGGGGCAGCAGCAGCACUGCAGCGAGUCACGUUUGGCGCUGCUACUGCCGCCGGCGGCAACGGGCGCGGCGGCUGGGGCGCGGGCCGCCAGCAGCAGCCGGCGGCGCGCCGCACGGUCGUCGUCGCAGGCGCCGCCGCCGCUGGCCCUGCCCCUGCCGCCGCCGUCGCUGCACGCGGCGGGGGUGUGUUUGGCGGCCUUGCGUCCUUUGGCAAUGCGAUCGCCAGCGCCGCGCGGCUGCGCGUCGGCGCCUUCGCCCCAUUGCGCCGAGGCGGCGCCGGCGCCGCCGGCGCGCCCGUCUGCUCACCGCACUACGGCCGCCACAACCCCCAGCAGCACCCCGUCCUUGUCAGCGUCGCGGCCGGCGCGGGGGCGCCCGUGUCUCUGGGCUCUGCCGAGCGGGUGGCGCUUGCGGGCGGCGAUGUCGCCCACCUCAACGCGCUGCUGGGCGCCGACGCCGGCGGCGCGGGCGCAGGUACGGGUGCCCAAGCGCAUCGCGUGCGCAAGAGCGCCAGCUGCGGCAGCAUCUCGGACCUGGGCGGGGCCGGCGGCGGCGGCGGCCGCGCCUCGGCCGACGCGGUGGGCAGCAUCCACUACGGCGGCUGCGGCGGGCGGCAGACGCUGCACCUGCCCGCGCCGCGGCUGGCGUGGCUACGCCGCAGCAGCAACGCGCUCGUCUUGCACGGGCCCUAG